GCCCUGGUUCGAUUUCUCAACACCCGCCUCCAGCAUGCUGAUGAGGACAUUGAUGCUCUGCUGGGGAACGAUUCCGAGGCACAGCGAGUUGUGCAGGCCCGCCGCCGGGAUCUCGAGGAUGUCGACCUGCGACAGGCGCGCGAAGAGGCAUUGCACGCCGUGAGUUACCACGAUCACAUGGACACAUUGCAGAAGGAAUUGGAUGUAUUGCGGCGUCAACUGGCUGAUACCCACAUCCAAGCCGACCAGCACCGUCGCGAGGUUCAGGCGCUGCGUCGGGAACUUGCUCGAUCAACGCCGGUGUCCAAUGCCACCGAUGCUGACUUGGAUGCUCAGGAGGCUCAGAACGAUCAGGCCGCUCAUGCACUCAGCCUCGAACUUGAGCUUGCUGAGGUCCGAGAACGCGAAGCCCUCAUUCGACAGGAGCUUGACGAGCUUCACGCGUAUCUUGAGCAAGUCACCAAUCAAGAACAGCAACACCUCAAUCGCCAACUACGCGAAGCCCGCGAGCUGAAUCGCAUUCUUGAAGAUCAACUCGAUGAGGCGCGAGCCCGCUUAUCUGAAGCGCGAGCCACUGCACAUGAACCUUGCGACCAAGAGGGGGGCUUGGACCUGGCUGCUGAACUCGCCAACGCUGACGAUAGCGAGGCCAACCGCCUUAGUCAAGUUGAAGAGCGCCGCGUCCUUUCGGAACUCGCCGAGCUUCGCGUCGCAAAGGCCAUCCUCACCGAGGAACUGGCCGAGGUCAAGGUGAACUUUGGUGAAGCCCAACUCCGCCAGCAACGCUUUAUCAUCCACUGCCACCGACGAGAAGCCUUGCUGCUGCGUGCUGCCCAGCCCGAUUGCAAUCGCAAAACUCGGCAGCAGGUCGUGCAAUGGAUCGAGGCAACUCCCCUCGAAGCCAACGUGAUGCAGUGA
Molecule: messenger RNA, 918 nt
Organism: Monosiga brevicollis MX1
Lineage: Eukaryota; Choanoflagellata; Craspedida; Salpingoecidae
Exons: 2
Source: RefSeq, a predicted model, not a curated record